AUGGUACUUGAAGCCAUUCGCUACCGAAAAGGUAGCUUGGAGAUCCUCAAUCAGCUCAAACUCCCCCACCAAGAAGAAUAUGAGUCCAUUACAAGCGCAGAAGACGGCUGGCAUGCCAUCAAAGACAUGCGAACAAGAGGCGCUCCAGCCAUUGCCAUAGUUGCCGCUUUAUCCCUCGCGGUGGAGACGAACAACAACCAGAAAUACACAGGACCAGCUCAGGAAAUAGCUUCCCUCCUCUUGCAGAAAUUGGAAUAUCUGGUCACCAGCAGACCGACCGCCGUCAACCUCGCCGAUGCUGCCGGAAAGCUCAGCAAAAUCGUGUCAACAGCUGCCAAGAAGGAUGGUGCUGAUGGAAAUACCGUCACGCAGGCAUACUGCGAAGCAGCUGCGCAAAUGCUCAUCGCUGAUGUUGCAGACAACAAAGGCAUCGGACAUUACGGAGCGGAAUGGAUCUCCAAGACUGCCGGAGGAGGCAAAGUCAGCGUUCUCACCCACUGCAACACCGGUUCCUUGGCAACGGCGGGAUAUGGCACUGCACUCGGUGUUAUUCGGUCUUUGCAUGCCAACGGAUCACUGCAGCACGCUUUUUGCACGGAGACGAGACCUUAUAACCAAGGCUCUCGUUUGACAGCGUUUGAGCUCGUACAUGACGAUAUCCCCGCCACGCUCAUCACGGACUCCAUGGCGUCUGCUCUUCUGAAGCUUAAAGGUCCUUCGGAACGCAUCGCUGCGAUUGUAGUAGGCGCAGACCGCGUUGCUGCGAAUGGAGAUACGGCAAACAAAAUCGGCACAUACCAGUUGGCAAUCACAGCUAAAUUUCAUGGUGUCAAGUUUCUGAUCGCGGCACCACRGACGACAAUUGAUCUCAACACAAAAACUGGCGAGGACAUUAUCAUCGAAGAGAGGGCUGGUAGUGAGAUGACAGUCAUGAAGGGACCGUGUGUGGGUGAGGCUGGUGCGUUGGAUUUGGGAAAAGUGGAGACCGUCAGUAUUGCGGCAAAAGGGAUCAAUGUUUGGAAUCCAUCAUUUGAUGUCACGCCUGCAGAAUUGAUUGAUGGUAUCAUCACCGAGAUUGGGGUUGUUGAGAAGGGCGCCGAUGGGCGGUUUGACCUGGGCUUGGCGAUGGAGGCGCACAACGAGGGUAUCAAGCCUGUCACUGUGGGCGGCCUUUGA
Molecule: messenger RNA, 1176 nt
Organism: Ramularia collo-cygni
Lineage: Eukaryota; Fungi; Ascomycota; Dothideomycetes; Mycosphaerellales; Mycosphaerellaceae
Product: probable Methylthioribose-1-phosphate isomerase
Exons: 1
Coding region: 1-1176 (391 amino acids)
Molecular function (GO): S-methyl-5-thioribose-1-phosphate isomerase activity
Source: RefSeq, a predicted model, not a curated record